Molecule: messenger RNA, 4790 nt
Organism: Mauremys mutica (yellowpond turtle)
Lineage: Eukaryota; Metazoa; Chordata; Testudines; Geoemydidae
Gene: SDF4
Product: stromal cell derived factor 4
Exons: 7
Coding region: 189-1259 (356 amino acids)
Biological process (GO): calcium-ion regulated exocytosis
Cellular component (GO): endoplasmic reticulum
Molecular function (GO): calcium ion binding
Source: RefSeq, a predicted model, not a curated record
CGCUUCCGGUUUCCGGUCCCCCCUUAGCAAUCGCUGCCUGAGGGGGUUUCGGAGGAGGGCCGGCAGGGGCGCGGAACCGAGGGGCCCGGCCGGGCUGGGCAUGAGGAGCCUGGCCGCAUCCCGCACAGGUCAUCUAAUCUCUUUUACCAUAAUUUAAUUUGUUAAUAUUUUGGACAAGAACAACAACAAUGAUGUCAAAACAAGCCUUCCUCUGCAGUUUGGGCUCUCUCUAUUUGUCCCUCCUGUUUGUGUUUCUGCUGAUGGAUGUCUAUGCCAGGCCUGCAAACAAUUCUGCCUUAAAAGAGAAAGCAGUUGACAGCAAAGAUGAGAAUGAGAUCCUGCCCCCAGACCACCUGAAUGGGGUCAAAAUGGAGAUGGACGGACAUCUUAACAAGGAGUUUCAUCAAGAGGUUUUUCUAGGAAAAGAGAUGGAAGAAUUUGAUGAAGAUUCUGAACCGAGAAGGAACAGAAGGAAGCUUAUGGCCAUAUUUUCAAAGGUAGAUAUUAAUAGGGACAAAAAAAUAAGCGCUAAAGAGAUGCAGCGUUGGAUCAUGGAGAAGACAGAAGAGCAUUUCCAGGAAGCUGUGGAAGAGAACAAAAUGCAUUUCCGAGCUGUGGACCCUGAUGGCGAUGGCCAUGUGUCUUGGGAUGAGUAUAAAAUAAAGUUUUUGGCAAGCAAGGGCUUUAAUGAAAAAGAGAUUGCAGAGAAGAUCAAAAACAACGAAGAGCUAAAAAUUGAUGAAGAAACACAGGAAGUUUUAGAUAAUCUGAAAGACCGUUGGUACCAAGCUGACAAUCCACCUGCUGACCUGUUACUGAAUGAGGAAGAGUUCUUGUCUUUUCUUCAUCCGGAGCAUAGUAGGGGGAUGCUGAAGUUUAUGGUCAAAGAAAUCAUCCGUGAUCUAGAUCAAGAUGGAGAUAAGAAACUCACCCUUUCAGAGUUCAUUUCCUUGCCUGUUGGUACAGUAGAGAACCAACAAGCUCAGGAUAUUGAUGACGAUUGGGUGAAAGAUAGAAAGAAGGAAUUUGAGGAAGUGAUUGAUGCCAACCACGAUGGCAUUGUCACCAUGGAAGAGCUGGAGGAAUACAUGGAUCCUAUGAAUGAGUACAAUGCCCUAAAUGAAGCCAAGCAGAUGAUAGCUGUGGCAGAUGAGAAUCAGAACCAUCACUUGGAGCUGGAGGAGAUCCUGAAAUACAGCGAAUACUUCACGGGCAGCAAGCUUAUGGACUAUGCACGGAAUGUUCAUGAGGAGUUCUGACCAGGCUCAUCUCUGCAGAGCUCUGAAGCACCUUCUUGCUUUCCAAAAACAAAAAGAAAGUUACCUUGCUGCUAUAUGUGUUGUGUGUGUGUGAAUGAUGUGUUGUCGUAGACUUAAAAAAAACCCGUCCAUAUAGAAGAACUGCAGUUCUCCUUUAACCUUCAGUAUAAAGAAGGAAAGGGCUGUAAGUAACAAGGCAGGAUCUGGACUAACCAGUUCAUGCUACCUUGUGCAGUUAUUGUAGCUGAAAGUUCAGCUUAGGCCUUGUGAAGUAUCUUUAAAUAUCUAACUUCUGUUGCCUGCAAAGCUGCUGAUCUGUGAAAAUCAUCAUUAACAUUGGAGGAUCUUAGUUUUUUUCUUUUUUAAAGGAGAUUGUUUCAGAUAUUUUUUUUCUGACAGCAUUCUAGGAGAAUCCAGCAAGGGAUUAAUUGGCGUAUAAACUGCGUUGGUUUUGCUCAGCACAGGAUCCUUUAUAUGUAGGGGUGUGGAUAUGUACUUUUCAGCUCAUGAACAUCAGCUGUAAAUUUGCAUCAGAGGUGCACGCUGUCUCAGUGCAGGUGGGCUGAUUAGGAUGUGUUUUCAGCUGCCUUUAAUAUAUAUUCACCUCACUUCACCUCUAAUUGUACUAGAAUGGCCACUAGCAGGGUGAAGAAAAGAAAAAUGUGAACACUCUUAAAAUAUUCACUAUAAGUGAAAGGCUCCAUCAGGCAAACAAUGACUGCUGAGGAGCUUAUUUAUAUUCACCAUUGCUUUUGGCUGGACAGGCAUGGUUUUCAUUCCAUUCCAUUAUGCAAAUGAGAAGCCUGCUGCAUCUGAGUCUAUUAAAGUUUUUGAACAGAGUAAGUAUUUUUUUUUUAGCACUCUGCUGACAGGAACAAUAUGGCUGGAAAGAACAGACAGCCAUGAGAGAGGAAAUGGCAACCACAUUGCUUUAAAGGCUAUCCAACCCGAUCAGUACUUUUUUGGUUCAUCUUCCUUCUCUUCCUGCAUUUUUCAAAAUACCUUUUAGUCUGGGUAUUGGGUGUCCAGUUUUGGAGACUAUUAAAUAACUGCUUUUCCAGCACUGCUUUUCCAAUUUGAAAAAUUACUUUCCUUUUUAAACAGGAGUGCUUGAAAUUUUACAAGUGAAAUCCUUUUUUUUUUUAUUUAAAGCAGAAUGGAAACUGAUCUACCAUGUCACAGAAAUCCCGCCCUUGUGCUGUUCUGCAGCAGUGGGAAUGAGAAGCUCAUUUUAAUCACUUUCAUUUCAAAAGAGCUCCCAUUUCUAAACACAGAGAGAGGAAUGUCUUAACCUGUGAAUGUUCAGGGAGCUGCAGUGAGCAAAAAUGGAUCCAGCUUUUAGAAUCAUGGGCUGCGUUGCAACUAAUUAGAAUUCAUUCUGAAUCAAUCUGGUUAAAUUUGUUAAAACUAGUUAAAUUUGUAGAGCUGUUUGGUUAGGUCUCACAAGCUAAUCCCUACAAGUAGGAUUGGUUUCAACCUCCAUUGGUUUAAUUUAUGUCCCACUCUUCUCUAGCUGUACUGUGGUCUAGCAGAGGCAGUUCAGAGCAUCUUAAGGUUCCUUGAGCUUUUUGGUUUAAUCUGUUUUGGCGGGAAUCUCUAUGGAGAAUCUUGCAACACAAGGGUCAUAUCCACUAACGUUGGAAAAUAAAAAAUGCUUCACUUUAUUCUAGCCUUACCCUUGCUGUAAAAAACCCAUUUUGGGGGGGAUUGCUUGAAAUUCCAAUUAAGGUGUGUGAUAUCUAAUCAAGUUUAUUCUCUUAAUAUAAUGUAAAUACAGGGAUUGCUGUUUGGUUUUGAUUUAAAAUGUCCCUUUUUUUUUGUUAAAUGGCUUGUAUCAAAGUCUUUUUAUAUAAAUUUAUCUUUUUUUCAUUAAAUAUAUUUCUCUGUGCUUUGGCAGUGCUCCAGCAUUGAGAUUCUUCAUUAAGACAGACUAUUUAAGACCUCAGAUUAAAGAAAUUGAAUCAUGAAAAUGAAUAUAAGUCAAAUAGGAGCGGGGAAAGAGUGGGGAAAUUGUGAUAGUCUACUCAUGUUCUACUUGUAACCAAAAGCAGCUGGAUGUUCCUUCUAUAAUGAGUCUACAGAGACUGAUUUAGACCCCAACUACUCUGACUUGCAACCAACUUCUGGUUUUGUUUAAACAUGGUUGGAUUGUAGUGUAGACAGGGCCUGAAACAAUACCUCUGAUGUGAUUUUUAUCUCACAUGAUGUUACCCUGGCAUCACUGUAAUCUCUUUCAUUGUGGCUUAAACUGGGCUGUGUGGAGAGACUCAGAUGAUUCCUGUCUACAUUUAAGAAAGAAGGAAACUAAGUUCAGAUACUGUUCUGUUUAAUCAUCUUAAGGUUCUUUAGUGUUCUACUUGCAAUCUUGCCUUUCCCAAUUUCUGCAACUGUCAGAUUCUUAAUCACAGGGCAGUUUUCAUCUGCAAGUAAUCUACUAUUGAACCAGUUCUUCCAUUUAGCACUACUUACAGUAGUUGAUUGUUUAACUUUGUCCAUGGUCACUUACCACUGUUCAUAACAUAAAAGCAGUCUGCCUACUGCUAUAAAGUGCUUGGUAGCCAAGCUAUUACCGGCACAUGGCAGGUGGGAGGGUUUGUAUUUUAGGGAAAGGUGGGUGGAAUUAAAUUAAACCUAUUUGGUCUUUAGUAGACCAAUGUUGAGUUAUUAAUUGUGUGAUAUAACUUGGGAUAUGUGCAUAUAGUUACAACUUCCAGCACUGCAAUGUAAAGUGUGUACAUAAACAGUAUUUACCAACUGAAUGAUAUUUUACCAGCAUUCAAUUGUAGUGAAGUAGAAUCUGAAUAUAUAGUCAUCAGUGUUUACAUUGUUUUUGCUUUAAAUGUAUUAGCACAUUUCCAACCUUAUGUUUUUGUAAAUUUCAUCCACAUCAAAGUCUUUUGUAUUGAUUCCCUUCCAGAUGAAUAACCAGAUCCUGCUACUUGCUAUGAAAGGGGGAGGAAGACAGUUUAAGUUGAUCAAAAGUUGCAAAGGGAAGAAAUAAGUCACUACGAUAUAAAAUUAUUUACCUGAUUUUUUUUACAGUGAUGUUACCUAGCAAGACUUAUGCCGCUGUAUUUCCUAUGUGCAGACCAGUGUGGGUUGUGUUCUUUUUUUCAUUGCAGAUAGAGCAAAAGAUAAUUUGGAGUGAAAAAAACAUCAGCUCUGGGGUUUUUGGGGUUUCUUUUGGUUUUUUUAAAGGAACAGCUUUACUAAAGCUGUAACUUUCCAAUGAUUUGGAGAGGACUGUGGAAUGGAAAAAAAAAUUGGUAUGUCUUUUAAAAAUUCAGAGACAUUGGGGGAGAGGGGAACAGCAUAAAUAAAAUACAGCAAUAGAAUUGCUCUGCAAUCCUCUCAACUGUAUCAGAUUAUAAAGGAUGUCAUUCAUUUCCGGUCCAAAUUUACUUCCCUCCAAUACAGACCUGGUGGUGGUUUCUUGCAAGUGAACCGUAAAUUGACAUCAGAAAUGCUGAGUCUUAGAAGUCUGGUUCUAAAAAAACUUGACAAAUUUAAAUAAAAAUCAAAUAAAAUCCA